AGUCGAUAUGAUGCCCGUUGACUUGUAAGUCGAGCGCAGGGAGGAUUUAUAAUCUGCGUUUGUUAAUCUCGCCUCCCAAAUUCAUUGUCUCAAAUGUUAAAACCACAAUAUUUAGUGAAUUUCUAAAUCAAAGUGAUGGUGAUGACGGUUGAUUUUAUACAGUGCCUUAUUUAAUUUCGUUGUUAACUGUGUUGGAGUGAAAUAAACACAUGAAAGCUUUAACGACUGACGUGCAUUUGUUUUCAUUAUGACCAAACGCCGAAGAAUACUUCACGCGGACAAAAUAAUACAAAAUGUUAUGAAUGUGUUUUGUUUGUUAAUGUUUUUGCAGUUAAAAGGUUACUAUUCAGUAUCCAGUAACCCAAUAUUACUAUACUCCACGGCAUCAGACAUUCGAGUAGUGAACACCUCAAAGAUUGGCAAAGUCAAUACUAUAGUAAAAGACCUAGAACAGGGGUCUGCGGUGGACUUCCUCCAUCGUAAGGACCUCAUUUGCUGGUCUGACCAAACUGCAGAGUUAAUACAGUGUAUGAACUAUAAUGAAACUCAUGUAGGAGAAAAGGUUAAAAUAGUAUCAGAGGGGUUAAUUACUCCUACUGGAAUAGCAAUAGACUGGUACACAGACAAAAUAUAUUGGACAGAUGGGGAGACCAAUAGAAUAGAAGUUAUUAGUAUAGAACAAAAGUACAGGAAAGUACUGUUUUGGUCAGAAGUGGACCUGGCCAGGGCCAUAGCUGUUGUUCCUAAAGAAGGGUAAGACACUAUUUUAAAAUAACUAAAUAAAACUGCAAAAUAAAUAAAUGUGAAUACAUUUAUUAUUUUAUGAUAUUCAAAACACCUUUCAUAUUCACCUUAUCAAUAUAAGGAAAAGAAAAAAAGGUGUGUUGUAAAUAAAAA
Molecule: messenger RNA, 897 nt
Organism: Trichoplusia ni (cabbage looper)
Lineage: Eukaryota; Metazoa; Arthropoda; Insecta; Lepidoptera; Noctuidae
Product: low-density lipoprotein receptor-related protein 6-like
Exons: 3
Coding region: 248-757 (169 amino acids)
Source: RefSeq, a predicted model, not a curated record